Messenger RNA from Hermetia illucens (black soldier fly), 3363 nucleotides. It is a transcript of the gene Nrk, whose product is annotated as tyrosine-protein kinase transmembrane receptor Ror2. Gene Ontology annotation, molecular function: protein binding; ATP binding; transmembrane receptor protein tyrosine kinase activity. Gene Ontology annotation, cellular component: signaling receptor complex. Lineage: Eukaryota; Metazoa; Arthropoda; Insecta; Diptera; Stratiomyidae. The record is from RefSeq and is a predicted model, not a curated record. The transcript has 4 exons. Gene Ontology annotation, biological process: cell surface receptor protein tyrosine kinase signaling pathway; positive regulation of kinase activity; multicellular organism development. Bases 197 to 2212 code for a protein of 671 amino acids.
UAGGCGGAGAAUCGUAAAUGGCGUCAUAAAAUGUCAAAACCAUUAAGUUCGCAAGGUGUUUUCUCCGCGUUCGUCACAUAAAGCAUGCAUAUUCCAUAAUUUACUGAAUUGAAACCGCAUAAUCGGCCAUCAAGUUCGAUUUCUAUCUCGCGAAUGGUUCUCUAGCAAGCGGGAAGUGUGUAGUGAAGUGAAUAAAAUGCGACGAAUUUCUCGUUGUUUUUUGACUACUUUGUGCUUAGUAUUUGUGGUGUUCAUUGACUUGUCGCAAGGAUCACAAAGGUCGGGUAGUACAUUAAAUGAGGAUUACGACGGCGGUGGUGCCGGCGGCGGAGGCACCGAUGGCCACGAUGACGAGCAAGGCUAUUGUGCACCUUACAACGGGAAAGUUUGUAAAGCAUUCAUCACGGGACAAGUUUGGUAUAGUCGCGAUGAUCCCAAUGGGGGCUGGCAAAAUGAGCAAAUCACGGCGGCACUUUGGGAUGAGCUGAUUUCGGAUCUGACGGGAUUAUGUCGGAGUGCAGCUGAGAAAAUGCUGUGCGCUUACGCAUUCCCACAAUGCAUUAACGAGGACGGGAGCGCAAUUAAAUUGCCGCUUUGCUACGAGGAUUGCGUGGCAACACACCUGCAGUACUGCUACAACGAUUGGGUCCUUAUCGAAGAAAAAAAAGAGCGUGGGAUCCAUUUAAAAUCGCGAGGUCAUUUUCGACUGCCAAAUUGUGAAAUUCUUCCAAAAUAUAAUCGUUCGGCGGUUAGGCCGCCAUGCUCCUUUAUUGGCUUAACCGAAUUAGAUUCGGAUGAAAUUACCUACGACUGUCGAAUGGCAAACGGACGGUACUACCUUGGUGAUGUUAAUGUUACAAAGACUGGAAUUCCUUGUCAAAGAUGGGAUUCACAACACCCUCACAAACACAUUCAACCACCACCGGUUUUUCCACAAAUUCGAGAUGGAGGAAAUGCAUGCAGAAACGCCGGCGGCGAAGAACCUUACCCUUGGUGUUACACGAUGAAUGACUCUAUUCGAUGGCAGCAUUGUGACAUUCCUCUUUGUCCCAACUCUUCAGACACGAUUACAAGGGAUGGCAGUACGCAAAUUUCAAUGGAAACAUUUUUCACGCCGUCUAUGAUUUUUCUACUAUCUGGGAUAGGAUUUGUGGGGAUUGUUGCGUGCCAUUUAAUUGUUUUAUUAGUCUAUAGAGUAUUGGGGCACAAACGUGUACGACAACAACAUUCUGGUGGUUACAAUAUUGCAGCUACGCACGACAAUAUCGAUUUGAAUAAAUUACCAAGUAACUCGGCUUAUCAUGAAACACGGGCGCAAUUGAAUCCUAAACUGGAGAAACUGGAAUAUCCCCGAAAUAACAUCAUUUAUAUAAAAGAUUUAGGACAGGGGGCAUUUGGAAGAGUAUUUCAAGCAAAAGCUCCUGGCUUAGUGGCAGAAGAGGACUUUACUCUGGUGGCAGUGAAGAUGCUGAAGGAAGAUGCCAGUCAGGAUAUGCGACUGGAUUUCGAGCGGGAGGCAUGCCUUCUAGCUGAGUUCGAUCAUCCGAAUAUAGUUAAAUUGCUUGGAGUCUGUGCAAUCGGAAAGCCCAUGUGUUUGUUAUUCGAAUUUAUGGCUCGCGGGGACCUAAACGAGUUUCUAAGGUCAUGUUCACCGUAUAUUACGCAACGAGUAGAAACCCCACGACCAGAUGUAACUCAUCGCGAUCUACUUAGUAUUUCUCAUCAAGUGGCGGCUGGAAUGGUUUAUUUAUCUGAGCGUAAAUUCGUCCACCGUGACUUAGCUACAAGGAAUUGUUUGAUUGACGAGGAUAUGGUCGUUAAAAUCGCUGAUUUUGGCCUUUCACAUAAAAUCUAUUUACAAGAUUACUAUAAAGGUGAUGAACAUGAUGCAAUUCCAAUUCGGUGGAUGCCGCUUGAAAGCAUCCUGUACAAUAAGUAUACUAUUGAGUCGGACGUUUGGGCAUUUGGUGUCUGUUUAUGGGAGAUAUUCUCGUUUGCCUUGCAACCAUAUUAUGGUAUGACUCACGAAGAAGUUGUAAAAUAUGUUAAGGAAGGUAAUGUACUUAAUUGUCCCGAGAAUACGCCACUAGCGAUAUAUUCACUAAUGCGAAAAUGUUGGAAUCGUAAGCCAACAGAUCGGCCAAGUUUUUCUGUAAUUUAUGAAACUCUGCAGCGAAUCAUUGCAGAUUUUGACAGUAAAAACAUUCGCUGAUUUUCUGGUUAGAUCGUUUUUAUAUUUAAACUUUUAUUUCUUAUUAUCUAAGACACUGCCUUUUUACUGUAGUGGUUAAUUCUUUUUUACCUUUUACAUACUUAGUUCCUUCUAAUGAGAAAACGAUCUCGUAUUGAAGUGGGUGAUUUUAGCUCACUAUUUUAUUGAAAUUAUUUUCUUUAAGUUUUUACAAUUUCUAUAUAUACACAUUUUCCGAAAUUCUGUUUCUCGAAUAUAUUGCGUACUGAUAAGUUACCUACCUCUUGGAGAAGACAUUUUUAUAACAACUAUUGUAUAGAUAGAAUCUAGGUUAAGUGAAACUCAGUUGUUUGCUAUUAAAUGGGAAUGAAUAUUGUGUCACUAAACGAUGUGAAGUGAUGAAAGUGCACUCACUGCGAUUGGAAUUAUUUAUUCGAAUAUAUGUAGACGUUUUGAAACUGCAACUGCAGUGCGAAUGGCAUUGAUAUCUUGAAUAACAUCCUCGCAACGGCUCAGAAAUCGAAUGGAACAAAAAGGUUGCAGUUGUAGUAACGUAAUUUCCAGCCAUUCCAUUCGUUCCCUUAUGUGGGACUAGAUACUUUUCUGCAAAUAUUAUUGGUUCUUCAUGACAAUAUAAGGUAAAUGGCUCUAGAAAUUAAUGUUUUCAAUUUCAGUUUCAUCGAAAAAUAUUCAAAUGUUGAGUAAUGGCUUAGAACCAAAACCCACAGCAAUGUUAUUCUAUUUUGAGGAGCCAUUUCUAAUCAGUGUACAAUAUUCUAUUUAAACAAUCAAAAUUAUUUUAUCCUCGAAUGCUUUCAUAUUAUCUAGUCUAAUUGCUGCUUCACUAUGCUUAGUUGAUAAUAAAUGAGCAGCUUCAUUUUUAGUAUAUUAUCUAAAGAUUUUCCAAAAAUUAUGACAAAUUAAAGUUCUCUUAGGUUUAUUCGAUAUAAUCUCAUUGUUUUCUCGACCACAUUAUCGUAAUGUAACUUUAGAAUUAGUGAAUAGGUUUCACAGAUACGGAUUAUGAGAAUAAAUGUGUUAGGAAAAAAGUGUAAGAAAAAUAUUCAAAUAUCGAAUUAGUGUAAGGUAUACAUAUGUUAUUUAUCAUUUUUGUUAUUUAUAUUUUAUGUUUCUCUUAUGUACACAAAAUACAGAUUGUAAAUUGAAAACGA